Topomyia yanbarensis is the source of this 1347-nucleotide messenger RNA. RefSeq names its product probable chitinase 10. Gene Ontology annotation, molecular function: chitin binding. The coding region runs from base 16 to 1095 and encodes 359 amino acids. The transcript has 3 exons. Gene Ontology annotation, cellular component: extracellular region. The record is from RefSeq and is a predicted model, not a curated record. NCBI's taxonomy places the organism in Eukaryota, Metazoa, Arthropoda, Insecta, Diptera, Culicidae.
UAGACAUUUGUAGCAAUGGUCAGUCUUAUACCAGCUGUAGAAUCUAACUUUCACUACAACAAUCAACAUACAAACGAGAAACUGUGCACUAUUAUGAAAUACUUAAUUCUGACCGUGGCGCUCUUCGGUGCGUCAACUGUCGCCCAAGGCCCUUGUACGGAUUCGUGCUGGCAAAAUUGUCCAAUUGAUAAUCGUUGUCCGUCCAGGAACGGACCGACUGCGACUUUGCUACCACAUCUUACCACAUGUACUAAAUUCGUUAAAUGUGAAUCUGGACAUGGCUGUGUACACGACUGCCCAAAUGGACUUCAUUUCAGUCGCACGGAAAAUACUUGUGAUUGGCCAAAUCGAGCUUGUUGUGACCAGUCAGUUUGCAAACCCGAUGACGUACCUGACAGAAAUUGUGAGUUGCAUUCGAGUUGCCCCACUGUGAACCCGGUUAAGCCGAUAAUAAUGCCACACCUAAAUUGUGCCAAGUUCUACAAAUGUGACCGAGGAUAUGCUUGCGAGUAUGACUGUCCUGAAGGAUUACAUUUCAAUAAAAAGGAAUUGGCAUGUGAUUGGCCCUGGCGAGCUUGCUGUGAUCCGACCGUUGAGUGCUACGUGCCAUGCGAGGAUCAAACUUGUGCUCCAGCAACAUCUACACCAGCGCCUACGCCCGCUCCAACGCCAGCACCGACGCCCGCUCCAACGCCGGCACCGACGCCAGCCCCAACUCCGGCACCAACCCCAGCACCAACCCCAGCACCAACGCCGGCACCAACACCGGCACCAACACCGGCCCCAACACCAGCUACAACUUUACCACCUACCGACGAUGACGAAUGCAAUACUUGCCCAAAGAAUUGCGAAGAGAAUGUUCUCUGUCCGAUCGUGAAUCCCGCACAACCUAUUUUACUGCCGCACUACGACUGCACAAAAUUCUACAAGUGCGAAUCUGGUCGCGCCUGCGAGGUGAAAUGUCCAGAUGGACUACAUUUCAACGAUCGGAAGUCGGUGUGUGAUUGGCCUUGGCAAGCAUGCUGUGAUUCGUCUGUGCCGUGCAACCCGAACCCAUGCAUUCCUGGUGUGACGUGCGCUCCAUCUGUAGGGUAACUGUUGAGCGCAUCAAUAUAUACAGGAUUGAAGGAAACGGCCCUGUGGAACUGUGUUAUUAUAGAUGUAAGAUUUUGUUAUACUGAAAUUUGAGUUAUGCUGUUAUCGUUCUACCGAGAUUGGUUCAUCAAUAACCCCAUCCGCUUUGAAAUAAUUAAUUAUGUAUUGUGAUUCGAGGGAAGCAAAGAAAGGAAUGCUACUGUCAGUUCCUUUCUGUGUUUUUUUACUAAUAAACCAAGGAUAAUACAAAAA